Messenger RNA from Alligator sinensis (Chinese alligator), 2240 nucleotides. RefSeq names its product splicing factor proline and glutamine rich (gene SFPQ). The record is from RefSeq and is a predicted model, not a curated record. Gene Ontology annotation, molecular function: RNA binding. Gene Ontology annotation, cellular component: nucleus. Bases 1 to 1383 code for a protein of 460 amino acids. Gene Ontology annotation, biological process: regulation of DNA-templated transcription. The transcript is spliced from 12 exons. NCBI's taxonomy places the organism in Eukaryota, Metazoa, Chordata, Crocodylia, Alligatoridae.
AUGCCUGUGUGUGACUUCUUUAUUGUGGAGGAGCUGCUGCAUGUCAGCUUCCACCUGACUCUUGAUGCAAUGGGACCUCAAUUCAAUGGCAAGGAGACCAAGACAACUGGGGAUUUCGUGCUGCAGCUUUCAUCCGCCUGCACAGCUGUUGAGAUUCUAACAUCUUCCACCUGCACUGCCAUUGAGGACUCGCAGAAGAAGGGCUUCAAAGCCAACCUGGCGCUCCUGCGGCGCCCCGGGGAAAAGACGUACACGCAGCGCUGCCGCCUCUUUGUCGGCAACUUGCCGGCGGAUAUCACGGACGAUGAUUUCAAAAGGUUGUUCGCCAAGUACGGAGAGCCCGGAGAGGUUUUUAUCAAUAAAGGGAAAGGAUUCGGAUUCAUUAAACUGGAGUCCAGAGCUCUGGCUGAGAUUGCCAAGGCCGAACUCGACGAUACCCCCAUGCGGGGUCGACAGCUCCGCGUUCGUUUUGCCACGCACGCUGCCGCUCUGUCCGUGCGUAACCUUUCACCGUACGUGUCCAAUGAGUUGCUGGAGGAAGCGUUUUCUCAGUUUGGUCCAGUCGAAAGAGCUGUUGUGAUUGUAGACGACCGUGGUAGAUCGACAGGAAAAGGCAUUGUUGAAUUUGCCUCUAAGCCGGCUGCUAGAAAAGCAUUUGAACGGUGCACUGAAGGAGUGUUCUUGCUGACAACUACUCCUAGACCCGUUAUUGUAGAGCCUCUUGAACAACUGGAUGAUGAAGAUGGUCUUCCAGAGAAACUUGCUCAGAAGAAUCCUUUAUAUCAAAAGGAAAGAGAGACACCACCUCGGUUUGCUCAGCCUGGCACUUUUGAAUUUGAGUAUUCCCAGAGGUGGAAAUCCUUAGAUGAAAUGGAAAAACAGCAGAGAGACCAGGUUGAAAAGAAUAUGAAAGAUGCCAAGGACAAGCUUGAAAGUGAAAUGGAAGAUGCCUAUCAUGAGCAUCAGGCAAAUCUCUUGCGUCAAGACCUUAUGAGGCGUCAGGAAGAGCUGAGGCGUAUGGAGGAACUUCAUAACCAGGAGAUGCAGAAACGCAAGGAAAUGCAGUUGAGGCAGGAGGAAGAACGUCGGAGACGGGAAGAAGAAAUGAUGAUCCGCCAGCGGGAGAUGGAAGAGCAAAUGAGAAGACAGAGGGAGGAGAACUACAGUAGAAUGGGUUAUAUGGAUCCAAGAGAGAGAGACAUGCGAAUGGGUGGUGCCACCACAAUGAAUAUGGGAGAUCCAUAUGCUUCAGCAGCCCAGAAAUUCCCACCUCUUGGAGGUGGUGGUGGCAUAGGAUAUGAAGCUAGUCCUGGAGUUGGGCAACCAGCCAUGAGUGGUUCUAUGAUGGGAAAUGACAUGGUGAAGAUGUUGCAAGUUGAGUGAAACCAGAGUGCUCAUCCAUAUGAAGUGAGUAUAUCUGUUAAUUGCUUUACAAUAAAAGGGAUAUUUAACCUGCUGUGAACUGGAGUGCUUGAUUGCCCAUGCUUCCAAGUUGCUACAUCUUAGUAGAAGCUAAGAUUAUAAUACCACGUAGAUAGGUAGUAGUUUUGCUACAUGCACCCCAUUGUGAUAGGGGAUAUAGAGAAGUUGUUAAUAAUACUAAAACGUAGUUCAAACUACUAAAUUUGUGAAAUGCCUGCUAUUGACUGCUUUUUAUAUUUUUCCAUAUGACUUGCAUACCUGUACUGGCCAUCACUUCUGAUCAAAACUUCCUUUUAUUCGGUUCCAGUCGUUUUUCCCCUUGAUCUCUUACUUUCCCUGGAUGUUGUUUCUCAUACAGGACACAACUGAAUGCCGUUGCAUAACUUUUGAAAGUCGCCAAAUAAAGCAACUCACCUGCAGGAUUUUCAACAUUUAGAUGCAACAGUUCUACUAGGCAGUAUGUGUUUGUGGAGUGAAUAGAGGUUUAGAACAUGUGUUCACGGAUAUGAAUUCCAGUGGGAUUUGUUUUAACUGUGACUUGAUGACAAUAGUAGUAGAGCUGUCUUUCUAACAGAUGUUCCAUUCUUUAUUUUUGGCAUACAAAAUAUGGGAGAAAUUAACUUUGCAUUUUUUCCUAGUACAGGAGUAGAGCAUGAGCACAAUCCAGCAUGAUGUGAUCUCAGGUGCUGUUGCGUAGCCAAAAUACAAAAUCAGUUGGAGGAAGCGGUUUUUGAAAUCCAAAAGAGCCCCAAUGGAGGGGAGCCAGGAGCCAAGUGGCAACCUUGCUUUUCAAUAAAAUAUUUUUUAUUUUCCUAUAG